Molecule: messenger RNA, 963 nt
Organism: Calypte anna (Anna's hummingbird)
Lineage: Eukaryota; Metazoa; Chordata; Aves; Apodiformes; Trochilidae
Gene: STMN2
Product: stathmin 2
Exons: 5
Coding region: 241-780 (179 amino acids)
Biological process (GO): microtubule depolymerization; neuron projection development; regulation of microtubule polymerization or depolymerization
Cellular component (GO): cytoplasm; growth cone; neuron projection
Molecular function (GO): tubulin binding
Source: RefSeq, a predicted model, not a curated record
GUGGAUCAAUAUUUAAUGCCCGGAGAUUCUGGCUCUGCAGGAGUCAUGUCAGGGGACCUCUAGAGCCAAUCUGCUUGGGUAGAGGAGUGAUAAUUAUUCAUGGGCUCCUGCCUCUUGCUCCUUCUCUUGCACAGCCCCACUCUGCUGACUCAGUGCCUUAUUCAGUCUUCUCUCCCUCUCUCCACUGCUGUAGCUGGACCCCUUUGCCUUCACCACCUCUGAGAGUCUGCACCCCCAACCAUGGCUAAAACAGCAAUGGCUUACAAGGAAAAGAUGAAGGAGCUGUCCAUGCUCUCCCUGAUCUGCUCCUGUUUUUAUCCUGAACCACGCAACAUGAACAUCUAUAAGUAUGAUGACAUGGAAGUGAAACAGAUCAACAAACGUGCCUCAGGCCAGGCCUUUGAACUGAUCCUAAAGCCACCAUCUCCGGUCUCAGAAGCACCACGAACUUUAGCUUCUCCAAAGAAGAAAGAACUCUCUCUUGAGGAGAUCCAGAAAAAGCUGGAGGCUGCAGAGGAGAGAAGAAAGUCCCAGGAAGCCCAGGUGCUGAAACAUCUGGCAGAGAAGAGAGAGCAUGAGAGAGAAGUCCUUCAAAAGGCUUUGGAGGAGAACAACAACUUCAGCAAAAUGGCAGAGGAAAAGCUGAUACUGAAAAUGGAACAGAUCAAAGAAAACCGUGAAGCUAAUCUAGCUGCUCUUAUUGAACGUCUCCAAGAAAAGGAGAGGCAUGCUGCAGAGGUCCGUAGAAACAAGGAGCUCCAGGUGGAACUGUCUGGCUGAAAACAGCAAUGGUGGAUGUGACCCAUCCCCACCAUUAGUAAACUCCCUCUGCCUAUAUUAUUAUGGAUCAUGCGAUAUCAGUAUGGGAAAUGUAUGACAUGGUUUAAAAUUAAAAAAAAAAUAAUCAAGAACUCAAUAAAAAACUUUGAAAAAGAAACAAAAAUAAAAAUAAAACGAAUGCGG